This is a messenger RNA of Iphiclides podalirius (scarce swallowtail), 378 nucleotides long. Lineage: Eukaryota; Metazoa; Arthropoda; Insecta; Lepidoptera; Papilionidae. The record is from the annotation of a GenBank genome assembly.
AUGUGUGCCGGCGUGUGGGUGUGCGGCGUACGGCGCACGUCAGUGUGCGUCCGCGCGCCUGUGUGCGUGUUCCCGCGAGGCGCGGCGGAGCGAGCGCGGCCGCCAGUCGUGUUCCGAGCGUCGCGGGGUUGCCGCGCCGUCGCCGCGCCGUUCCCAACUCGCGAUCCCAACUUUGAGCACUGGAAACUUUUCGACGCGAUCCCCGCACGCACCCGACGCCCGCGUCCGCCUUGUCGAGUCGCGACGCAGCAGCGCCCGCGAGCGACGCCGCAUGCAACGCCGCGCGUGCCCGACGCGCACUCGUUCUAUUUUCGAAUAUUCACCAAACGCUCCAGUGUGGCGGCGGUGUUUUCGAAACGUAGCCCGUCGCUGCCGGGU